ACCAAUUUGGUCUGCUUCCGUUUCCGUAGCUCAACCCUUUAGAAGCCGGGUUUAAGUACCCGGAUGCGGAAGUGGCUUCCCUUUUUCUCUGGGACGGUAGGGCUGCAGCGCUGAGCUUCUCGGGAACCGCCGCCAGGAGCCGUCACCAUGCCUCGCAAAAUUGAAGAGAUCAAAGAUUUUCUGUUGACAGCCAGGAGGAAAGAUGCUAAAUCUGUCAAGAUCAAGAAGAACAAAGAUAACGUGAAGUUCAAGGUGCGGUGCAGCCGAUACCUGUAUACAUUGGUCAUCACUGAUAAAGAAAAGGCUGAAAAACUGAAACAGUCUCUACCACCAGGUCUGGCUGUGAAAGAACUGAAGUGAACUAGUCAUUUCUGGAAUUUGGCCUAUGGAUUGUAAUAAAGAAGUUAACUGUU
This is a messenger RNA of Sceloporus undulatus (fence lizard), 413 nucleotides long. RefSeq names its product ribosomal protein L38 (gene RPL38). Gene Ontology annotation, cellular component: ribosome; cytosolic large ribosomal subunit. The transcript is spliced from 5 exons. Lineage: Eukaryota; Metazoa; Chordata; Lepidosauria; Squamata; Phrynosomatidae. Gene Ontology annotation, molecular function: structural constituent of ribosome. The record is from RefSeq and is a predicted model, not a curated record. The coding region runs from base 148 to 360 and encodes 70 amino acids. Gene Ontology annotation, biological process: translation; protein-RNA complex assembly.